GUCGAGACGUUUUCUAUGUUUUGUUGUUUUCAUGUGAUGUCUGUACGUGUCGUGUGAAUCGGUGUCCAAUUGUCUCGAUAAUCACCGCCGAAGACAUGUCUCGUGGUUUGGGAGGAAUCGGCAAAAUCGAGCAAAAGAUUAAAGACAAACAGGACUUAACCGACAGACAGAUCUCCAGCGCUUUCCAAGACCUCAACCAAUUGAUGCAAAUGGCCAAACAAAUGGUGGGACUCUCGAAGAAUAUCACACAAAAACUUCGCGAUAAGGGGAACGACAUCUCAAACGAUGAGACCGUUUUAUUCAAAAGUCAUUUAUUGAGUCUCGGAAUCAGUGAACAGUUGGAUGACCCGACCGUUUUAUUCAAAAGUCAUUUAUUGAGUCUCGGAAUCAGUGAACAGUUGGAUGACCCGGUACUCAGAUCCCAGUUCUCCAGCGAUAAUAAAUACUACCUUUCGUUAGCCAAACAAAUCAAUACUAUUAUCGAUCCCAUUGUCCGCCAAAGUGGUGGACAAAUGUCUUUGACGGACGUCUUUUGUACUGUGAAUAGAGCGCGUGGUCUUGAACUCAUAUCAGUUGAAGAUCUAUUGAAUGCCUGUUCGACACUCGCGUCCCAAAAGUGUGGCCUAAAGCUCGUGAAGUACUCAAGUGGUCUGCUUGUCCUCGAGAGUGAUAACUACAACGCGAAUGCCAUGAAUAAUAAGAUAAUCGAUUUGCUCGAAAAGUGUAACUCUGUGUCGGCCCAAGAGCUGGCUAUCGACGCCAGCAUUCCUCUGGCGUUAGCCCGACAGCGACUCAUCGACUGCGAGACCAUUGGAAUCGUUUGUAGGGAUGAAAGCAUUUAUGGCUUGAGAUUCUUCCCAAACAAAUUUGUUUGACUUUUUAGGCGUUCAUUGUUUU
Molecule: messenger RNA, 897 nt
Organism: Oppiella nova
Lineage: Eukaryota; Metazoa; Arthropoda; Arachnida; Sarcoptiformes; Oppiidae
Source: the annotation of a GenBank genome assembly